GUCAACAUGAAGCGACCAAGUCCGAAACUGCACAAACGUAUCACCACCGAUUUGAGUGAUCUUCCUGUAACCGAGACUGUUUUACUACAAUUGUUUUGGAUACAACGUAUGCUGGAAUUCAAACGAACCAACUGCACACCGAUAAGUGUCCCCAUCUAUGAUUCCGAAAGCAAAAGUUGGAGUUUCACAAUUUUGCUCAACGGAAACCAAGCGGACACAAUUAACUGUAAUACGAUCCGUGACCGCUCACCGUGUCCACCUAAAUCCUGUGAGUUCAAAAUGAUUCCUCGCUACGUGGGCACUCAGGUUCUCUAUGUGAAAUUCGAAGCUUCCCUUUGUGGUCAACUGGUUGGUCCCGCGGAGAAUAGCGAAGCAGCGUUUCGCUUCAAUUCCUUCUGGAAUCGAAUGAAUACGGGGUGCCCCGUCAUUAACUUUGGCAAAACGAAGGAUGCAUUAGACAAAGUGCCACAUGGAAAAUAUUACUCCGCGCUGGUUUCUGGUCCUUCACACGUGGAUGUUUGCAAAGAGGUGAAGAAGCAUAUUCAAUACAGCGCUUACACUUGCGAGGAGAUUCAGAAGGUACUCAGAAUCUCUGCUGACAAACAUCAACGGAUAUUCCGCAUGAAACUGAAGGAUUCCAUCUAUCUUGCUGAUAUUCCAUGGCAUAUGAAUGAACACAGCAAAUUGGUAAACUUAUUGAACAGUCGCAGUGCGAAGUGCAAAUUCAAUGGAUACGUCCAAUUGAAUAAGACUGAAGAGAUUCGUGAGGUACCAGGCCAUACAUCAUGGUUACGCUUUCCUUAG
Molecule: messenger RNA, 804 nt
Organism: Dicrocoelium dendriticum
Lineage: Eukaryota; Metazoa; Platyhelminthes; Trematoda; Plagiorchiida; Dicrocoeliidae
Source: the annotation of a GenBank genome assembly